AUGUUUCAUGACGUUCCUCAACCGCUUACAAAGAGGAUUUGUUUGAGCAAAAUUAAUGCAGUGUAUGAUCCAUUGGGUCUAUUGACGCCAGUGACUGUGAGAGCCAAGAUUCUACUAAGGAAGUUAUCGGGUGAAGGUCUUGCGUGGGAUGAGCCAAUUAAAGAUGAAUAUCAACGAGAGUGGUUUAAAUUGUUUAGUGACCUGGAAGACAGUGCAGGAAUAAUGUUUAAACGGUGUGUCAAGCCAGUGGCAGCUAAGCCAGGAGCAGACCCCACACUAGUGAUGUUCUCUGAUGCAUCAGAGAAAGCUAUGGGAGCUGUUGCAUACAUAAGGUACGAAGUGCAAGAUGGAAGAUAUGAGUCCCAUUUGAUGGCUUCCAAAAGUAGAGUUGCGCCGAUAGAAAUUACAAGCAUUGUUCGACUAGAAUUAAGUGCAGCAGUCUUGAGCAAACGUUUGGCAAAAACAAUAAUGGAGGAAACCAACAUUUGCUUUCAAAGAGUAUUUUAUAUCGUAGACAGCAUGAUUGUCCGUGCCAUGAUCCAGAAACAGAGUUAUGGAUUUAAGACCUUCGCGGCAACGCGCAUCGGUGAAAUCCAAAGACACACAGACCCCCAAGAUUGGUUUUGGAUUGCAGGGAAGAUAAUGUGGCGGACAUUAUAUCAAGAGGUACUGAUCCUAGUGAGUUAA
Molecule: messenger RNA, 687 nt
Organism: Anneissia japonica
Lineage: Eukaryota; Metazoa; Echinodermata; Crinoidea; Comatulida; Comatulidae
Exons: 1
Coding region: 1-687 (228 amino acids)
Source: RefSeq, a predicted model, not a curated record